This is a messenger RNA of Schizophyllum commune H4-8, 1686 nucleotides long. RefSeq names its product MFS general substrate transporter. Lineage: Eukaryota; Fungi; Basidiomycota; Agaricomycetes; Agaricales; Schizophyllaceae. Bases 96 to 1529 code for a protein of 477 amino acids. The record is from RefSeq and is a predicted model, not a curated record. The transcript has 11 exons.
AUACCGUUGCAUCAACCGUGACCGAUAGGUAUAAGGGGAAGCGGCGCUCGUUGCGUUCCAGCUUUUCCCCUUCCGUUAUCCCUCUUCUCCCGGUCAUGGCGUCCGAGGCUGAAAAAUACAGCUGGGACUCGAGCUCGUACAUGGCCCGCGCGGCUCCCCCAAGGGGCGUGCGGGGUAUGUACUCCCGCCCCGUAGUUCAGGUGGUUAUGCUCGGAUUCGUGUGCUUUAUGUGCCCGGGCCUGUUUAACGCCCUCAAUGGACUGGGGGCGGGCGGGCAGCUAGAUGCAAGAACGAGCGCGAGCGCGAACGCCGCGUUGUAUCUUGCUUUUGCCGUCUCUGCGUUCUUUGCGGGUACUGUCAAUAACACGAUCGGGCCACGGUAUACCCUCUUCCUCGGUACUAUCGGCUAUUCCCUAUACAUUGGGGCCUAUCUGGCCAUGAACAUCCAUCAAGAUGCGAGCAAGUUCGUCAUCGCUGCAGGAGGCGUCCUGGGCAUCUGCGCCGGCAUGCUAUGGACAGCGCAAGGCUCUCUCAUGCUGUCCUACCCCCAGGAGCACCAGAAGGGCCGCUUCAUCGGCAUAUUCUGGGCCAUCUUCAACCUGGGCGGCAUAGUCGGCGCGGCGGUGUCACUGGGUGUCAACUACAACUCACGGGCGGGUGCUGUCAAUAAUUCGACCUAUAUCACCUUCCUAGUGCUGACCGGCAUUGGCGUGCUCAUACCGCUGCUCAUGGUCGACCCACGCAGCAUGGUGCGCAGCGACGGCUCGCGACUGGCCAACCCGCGACAUCCUAGUUGGAAGAAUGAGUUUUAUGGGCUGUACAUCACCGUGAAGACGGACCCGAUGAUCCUCAUGCUCUUCCCGAUGUUUUUCGUCUCGAACUGGUUCUAUACUUGGCAAUUCAAUGACUACAACGCCGCUAUCUUCAACAUCCGGGCGCGGUCGCUCAACAACCUUGUCUAUUGGGUCGCCCAAGUCAUUGGCUCUGUUUCGAUAGGCAUCCUUCUUGACCAGCACCGCCUACCCCGUCGACUACGCGCCUUCGCCGGCUGGACGAUCCUUUUCUGCAUGAUCUUCGUCGUCCAUAUCUGGGCGUACUUCUAUCAGAGGACGUACACCCGCGAAGCACGGCCCUCUUACGACAUUUACGACUCGAAAUACGUCGGCUAUAUCCUCUGCUACGUCUUCAUGGGUAUCUUCGACGCGAUGUGGCAGACGACGACCUACUGGCUCAUCGGCGCCAUGUCAAACGACGCAGCGAAGCUCGCGCAUUUCGCCGGCUUCUACAAGUCGCUCCAGUCCGCCGGCGCGGCGGCGGGGUGGUAUGCCGACUAUAAGCGGGUACCGUACAUGCACCUGUUUUUGUCGGAGUGGUGCCUGCUCGUUGCCGGGCUGGUGUUCGCGCUACCUAUGGUGCACCUGCGCGUCAAGGACCACACAACGUUGCAAGACGAGACACUUGCCCGAAUGGACGAUAGCGGUCGGAUUGCCAGCGUUGACGAGGCGUACAGUCUAAGGGAUGCAUCAUGAAACCUACCCGCCCUUCACGAUCCACACUAGUACCACCCUCCAGCCUAAGGAAUUCGCCCCUCUGCGCGAGCCAGUCUUUGCUAUCUGUUCGCUCUUUACCUGACCAAGCUCACAUGUAAUAUUGUAAAUUAUUGGACCUGUAGUAACAAUGGCUGAU